UUUUACACGAAUAUUUGAUAUAAAUGUUAAUUAGAGUAUUAUGUCCCAGUUAGUAACAAUACUACAUAUCAAUGUGAGUUUCUCAUUAAUUCGAAACUGAUGCUGACAAUUUGAAAAGUUUACAAAAUGUCUGCUCCCUUGUUCCCAUCUCUUGCUCCGAGAGAAGUUGACAAGUUAUGGUUCACUGUUGAUAAGCCAUGUGAUGAUGAAAAUGAACUGUCAAAAUUAGAAGAAGAAUACCAGUCAUGGCAUCAAAGUAUAGCUGACAAAGACAACAACAUUGUGCCAAUAGGAAAGACGUCAGAGCAUCUAGAUGAUGACGAUGACGAAGAAGAGGAUGACGAGGGUGAUGAUGAUGAUGACAGUGACACCAACGAUGAUGGCAUGGACACCGACAUGAUGGAUGACAGGGAUUCAGCUGAUGAUGCAAGCACAUAUUGAAAUGUGGAUUUUAGUCACAAGGCUAUACAGCCUGGGUAGAGUUGUUCCGUCCCUCCUUCAGGACAGUGGAAGUUGUAUCUGCAGGAUAAGAACUGAGCUCCUGAAGAAGAUGGUUGAAACUGUUCUGAGUGUUCAGACAUUUGUCACAGCCUACAAGUAUUAUGAGAUUAACAUCAGUUAUCUUCACCUGUGGUUUGUCACGAGGGCCACAUUAUGUACGUCUGUGGUGAUUCCAGGGCACAAGAAGCGUCCAUACUCCAUCCUUCUCCAUCUUUAACAUCUGAAGUGGGUAGGGGUGGUGGGGUAGCCUAGUGGUUAAAGCAUUGGCUCGUCACGUCGAAGACCCGGGUUCGAUUCCCCACAUGGGCACAAUAUGUUAAGCCCAUUUCUGGUGUCCCCUGCCGUGAUAUUGCUGGAAUAUAGCUAAAAGCGGCGUAAAACUAAACUCAGUCAGUCAGUCUGAAGUGGGUAGUGGAUGGUUACUCAUGGGGGCUUACUUGUUUAAGGUGAAACAUUUCACUGUGCAGAAUUGCAAACCAUGGACACGUCACAUUCUGGGUUCGAACCCCAUAUUCUAGGUUUGUCAGCACCAUACUCAUGCUUGUGGGUUUGUCAUAAGUUUUGAAAGUCAGAAACCUGCAUCAGUUUGUAUUUUCAUACGUUAAGCUGACAUGCUGUGAUAUAGCUGGAAUACUGUUUGAGGCAGUGUUGAACCCAACUCACUCCUGUGUACGAAGGAGAUUCAUGGACUAUAAUAACAGAUUUCUACAACAUAACAUGCACAAGGUUACUGGUAUGAUCAGUGCAGCUGCAAAGGUGCUAUAUGUAGACUGUAAAGCCCUUCAUAUCAGUGUCAGUGAAGUUCCUCUCAAUUUCACAUUUGUACAGCUAUGAGAUAUCUGUGCAAGAAUAAAAAGUAUUUCCUCUGCUUCUA
Haliotis rubra (blacklip abalone) is the source of this 1375-nucleotide messenger RNA. Its product is annotated as anaphase-promoting complex subunit 15-like. Bases 127 to 441 code for a protein of 104 amino acids. The transcript has 4 exons. The record is from RefSeq and is a predicted model, not a curated record. Gene Ontology annotation, cellular component: anaphase-promoting complex. Gene Ontology annotation, biological process: regulation of mitotic cell cycle spindle assembly checkpoint. Lineage: Eukaryota; Metazoa; Mollusca; Gastropoda; Lepetellida; Haliotidae.